Aspergillus mulundensis is the source of this 2778-nucleotide messenger RNA. RefSeq names its product putative kinesin family protein (KipA). The transcript is spliced from 2 exons. Gene Ontology annotation, biological process: microtubule-based movement. Gene Ontology annotation, molecular function: microtubule binding; ATP binding; microtubule motor activity. The coding region runs from base 1 to 2778 and encodes 925 amino acids. The record is from RefSeq and is a predicted model, not a curated record. Lineage: Eukaryota; Fungi; Ascomycota; Eurotiomycetes; Eurotiales; Aspergillaceae.
AUGUCUACACUGCCACAGCCACCGAGGACGGCCGCCGGCCCACAAAUGGGCGCAUUACCCCAGUUGCCAGCGCCGAAAUCGCGAAAAAGUCUACCUGCAUCCGCCGAAUCCUCAAGGGCGGCAUCUCCCUCCAAAUUGCGCACACCUUCCAGUCCCAGACCGACACCUAGCAAGUCCCCACUAUCCAAUUCAACAACCAAUAUUAGCGCUACCAUAUCAACCUCAGCGGCCAGAGUUCCCAGUAGUCCGGACAAAUCUCUGCGAAGAACAAUCAGCAUAGCGGCAUUCCCUCAACCACCUAGGCCAGGAAGUCGGCCUUCCACCGCAUCGUCAACGGCGGCCCCUCACGGUUUACAGUCGUCUGGAAGCGUGAAGUCAAAGAGGGGUUCGCGUCCCAGUGUUGGGACUGCUAGCCAGAGGAGCUCGAAGACACAUUCAUUACUGAGCAUGGGAGGAGAGGGAAAAUCAAUUCCGCACGCGGAAUUGGAGGGCUCACCUUCCCAGAGCAGAAGCUCCUCUGCGGAAGGAUCUUACUCGACAAGUGCCACUACGUUUGAUGAAGGCGAUGAAACAGCUGGGACAUCAAGAUCCAACGCUAGAUCAAAGGAGACAAAGGGAAAUGUCAUAGUCAGUGUCAGAGUGAGGCCAAAUGUCAGCGGCGAGAGCUCGGCCAAUCCCGAAUGGAUGGUGGAUUCUCGUCGAGGCUUACUUGUGUAUAACGGGAAGGAGGGCGGAGAUUACUACUACGACAACGUCUUUUCAGCGAUUGAAAAUAACGCUCGGGUCUACGACUCCGCUGCCAAACGUCUGGUGAGAAGAGUGAUGGAGGGUUACCAUGGCACAGUCUUUGCUUAUGGCAUGACCGGAACUGGCAAAACAUUUUCGAUGCAAGGAACUGCAACCUCUCCUGGAGUGAUACCAUUGGCCAUCACGGACAUAUUCUCGUUCAUCAGAGAGACCCCACAUCGGGAGUUUUUACUUCGCGUCAGCUACCUCGAAAUUUACAAUGAGAAGAUCCACGAUCUUCUUUCCGCCAGUUCGGCUGUUGCGUCACAGGAGGAGAUUAAGUUACGUGAAGACAGCAAGCGGGGCGUGUAUGCAACCCCUUUAAAAGAGGAAAUUGUGCAGAGUCCAACACAGCUUCUCCGCGUUAUUGCAAGAGGUGACCACGCGAGGAGGACAGGCAGUACUCAGUUCAACGCUCGCAGCUCGCGAAGUCAUGCAGUGGUUCAAAUUGUCGUUGAAAGUAGGGAGCGAGUGCCUACAGGUACUGCACAAGACAGGAGAUCCGGCCUAGCCCCCGGUGGGGUUCGAGUAUCAACAUUGAGCUUGAUCGAUCUCGCAGGAUCUGAGCGAGCGGCUGAUGAUAAGGAGCGACGUACGGAAGGUGCACAUAUUAAUAAGAGCCUUCUGACUCUGGGAAAUAUCAUUUCAAGGCUGUCGGAGACCAAAGGCAACACUUCCCAAUCAGAAGGAAAGCACCUGCCUUUUCGCGAUAGUAAACUCACGAGAUUGUUGCAGCCAGCUUUGUCUGGCAAUUCUCUGGUCAGUAUCCUCUGUACCGUCCAGCUGGGCAGUAUGAUGAAUGCAAAUUCGGGGGAAACCUUGAACACUCUGAAAUUUGCUGCUCGGGCAAAAAACAAUAUUGUCAGUCAUGCCAAAAGGGCAGAAGAGGCGUUUGGUGGCGGUGGAGGUGACGCAGGCAGCCGCGUGCUUCUCGAACGGUACCGUGUGGAAAUUCAAGCUUUGCGCGGUCAACUCGAAAGUCAAACGAAGGUCCAAGCUGAAAAAGAGCUCAAACUGGAAGAACAGAAACUGGAGCAGGAGGCGCAGGAGCGCCACGAAGAGCAGAUGCUGGAAAUGCAGCUAGCCCGAACUGCACUCAAAGAACGGAUAGAGCAUUUGAACCGGCUCAUUCUAAGCUCGAAAUCUACUGGUGUCAAUACACAGGGCGCCAUGUCUGCUCUUGGCCGACUAUCCAGACUGUCUUCCAUAGAUCCGGGCUCUCGAUCUCUGCGCUCUUCCGUGAGUCAAUCCACACUCGGCGGUUAUGGGCAUUCGUCCAUACGACCGGUUUCUUUCCUUUCUGUUAAUAGCCAGGAAUUUCCUAUGAACUUACACCUAGGUAAUGAGGAUGAGGAGGAUACGAUGGGCGAGUUUGCAGAUGGGAAAGCAAGCGCUCAAAGACAGAUUACCGCUCUUCAGGCCGACCUCACAGACAAAAAUCGAUACAUUGCAACCCUAGAAAGACGGCUGCUUCAGGCUCGGCGUUCUAGUCACUCUCGCAUGUCAAUGGGUAUCAAACAUUCGGAUGAUAGCGACCUUAUUGCCCAGCUCCGAGAAAAGGACAUGGAAAUCAACGAGCUUCGCCUUCAGUUGGACGAUAAGGAUCGCAUGCUUACUGCCCUUCGCUCGGCUGCUCGACAUCGCGACCUGGCGCAGCUCACCUUAGAUACUCAAUCGGCUGGUACUAAAGACAAGGGAGCCACCAGUUCUCCUGGCCGAGAAUCCCCGGCCCCUGAUUCAGGGGUGAAGCGUCCAACUCCUUCGGCUGAGCUCGACCCUGGGACAAAGCGAAAAAGCAUGGACGAAGUUUCCCGGAUCCUUGAUGAGAUGAUCCAAGAUCGUGUUGAAAGUGGCCAUUUGAUUAAGGGUUCCCGCGGCAGCGUCAGAGUAGCCCCGGAAAGUCGAAGGGCAUCCGAUUCAGGCCCGGCCAUUCCAGUUCAAAGUUCUAGGCCAGCAAGCACGGUGCUCUCGAACAGUCGCCCGGGUGUCUGA